AUGAUCUGCAUCGGCGUCCCUGUCGUCCGCCCGCUCUACAAAGGCUUCAUCAACAAGCUCAUCUCCCGCGCGACCCGGUCUACUUCCGGAUACAAGAAGCAAGCGCCCGACCCUCCAUACGGACUCAAGACCUUCGGUGGGAGCCCAAUGCCUGGAGCCAGCCAGUGGCAGGCAACUGAUGGGAAGGAGGCUGCCACGGAUAGGAUGAAGGGACAUUUUACAAACACGAAGGCUGUUGGUGGGAAGAGUAUGCCGGAUAAUACGAGUGAUGAAGAGAUUUUGGGCGAGUAUCGUGCCGAGGUGAAGAAUGAUGCGGUGGAUGGGGGGGAGGGAAUAUCCAGCCGUCGCUGGCUGGGUCGAGAGGUGAACACAUCGAUCCACAAGAAGAAGUAA
Podospora bellae-mahoneyi is the source of this 393-nucleotide messenger RNA. RefSeq lists its product as uncharacterized. The record is from RefSeq and is a predicted model, not a curated record. The transcript has 2 exons. The coding region runs from base 1 to 393 and encodes 130 amino acids. NCBI's taxonomy places the organism in Eukaryota, Fungi, Ascomycota, Sordariomycetes, Sordariales, Podosporaceae.